Vanessa atalanta (red admiral) is the source of this 1080-nucleotide messenger RNA. Its product is annotated as protein BCAP-like. NCBI's taxonomy places the organism in Eukaryota, Metazoa, Arthropoda, Insecta, Lepidoptera, Nymphalidae. The transcript has a single exon. The coding region runs from base 1 to 1080 and encodes 359 amino acids. The record is from RefSeq and is a predicted model, not a curated record.
AUGGUUUUUACUUGCAAAAUUUGUACUGAUAAUAUUGCAGUAACACAGAAGCGAAUUAAGUGCAGUCACUGCCUUUUAUACUACCAUACCGAAUGUGUUAAAAUCGGUAAGGAUUCAGCCGGUAUAAGAGCCCAGUGGAAAUGUCAAAAUUGCAAAAUUAAAAACAGUAAAUUGGCCACUUCGGAGGUAGACAAGAAGAAGAAAGCACAUAAAUCACAAACCCCAACAGAAAGUGAAUCUGAUAAAUAUUCUACUUCUUCUUCAACUAAUAGCACGCCUAACUUAAACCAAGAUCUAAUAACGAAAGAUAAAAAUGAAAACUUGGAGGGUACUUUAUUUAAUUCUCCGGAUAUUUUAGAGCAAUUUGAAUCCAUCUUUGAUAACAAAGUAAAGCCUAUGGUGGAAUCUAUAUUUAAUGAACUAAAGGUAUCUCUUAUUGCGGAAAUAAGGAAGGAAAUGGCCAAAGAAAUUAAAGGACUGGAGGAAGAAAAUGCGCAGUUACGUAUUGAAUAUGAGAACUUGGAUGAAAAAUGUAAGAAGUUAGAAGCAAAAAUAACACAAACAGAUACAGAAGUUUCAGAACUACAAAAACAAAUUAAUAACCAACAACAAUGGGCAAGAAUGUCGAACUUAGAAAUAGUAGGAUUGCCUGAAUUACCCAAAGAAUCACCAAUUAAUUUAGUCAUCGAAAUAGCAAAGCAUGCAGGGGUCACACUCAAACAUGAACAGAUUGAAUUUGCCUCACGAGUACAGCCAAUGCAAAGUAAGCCAGGUAGACCGAAAACACUUGUUGCAAAAUUAAAAAAUCGUGAGCUUAAGGAUGCAAUUUUAUCCGGCUUAAGAAAAGUUAGAGGCAUUAGUACAACAGAUAUAGGAAUAGGAGGGGAUCAUCGCAGAUUCUACGUCAAUGAACAUUUAACCCCAAAGAACAAGCAGCUGUUUAAUAAGGCGAAAUCUAUCGCUUCUGAUAAAUCUUACAAGUUCAUCUGGAUCAGAAAUUGUUCAAUUUUUUUAAGAAGAAACGAAGAAUCACCGGCCUUAACAAUAAGUUCCGAAAACGACUUGAACAAAAUAAAAUAA